Molecule: messenger RNA, 1496 nt
Organism: Umbelopsis ramanniana AG
Lineage: Eukaryota; Fungi; Mucoromycota; Umbelopsidomycetes; Umbelopsidales; Umbelopsidaceae
Exons: 2
Coding region: 112-1263 (383 amino acids)
Biological process (GO): negative regulation of glycogen biosynthetic process; protein phosphorylation; intracellular signal transduction
Cellular component (GO): nucleus; cytoplasm; cytosol
Molecular function (GO): ATP binding; protein serine/threonine kinase activity
Source: RefSeq, a predicted model, not a curated record
UAUAAUAUAUAACUGUUACGUUAAACUUGGCAUUUAUUUUUCUUUUCCAUCAUCCACUUACACACUUUAACUCCCACUUGCUUAGAACGCAUAAUUUAAUACUCUGCAACCAUGGCCAUCGCUAUUUCGCAGCAACACCACCCUACCUCUCAGCUUAUACAUUUGCAGUCACCGAAAACGUGUUCAAUUGCCAAGAAGAAGCAAGUCAUGAAGGUUGAACCAAUAUGUGAACUGCCUAUUACCCCACCUACGACUCCAUCUCCCAUGGAGGAUGAUAAUGAAAUUUUACCGGUAGCCAAGCUUGAACCUAUUAAGAAGACGAGCGCGACCUCCGACAUCCCAGUAUCAGCACAACAGCUUCAACACCAUCAUCUGAAUGCAGACUUUGCUGCACAGUACACGCUUGGCCAAGAACUUGGAAGUGGCGGUUACGGGUUUGUGGUUUCAGCCUUGCAGCAUACCACUGGACGCGAAGUGGCCGUCAAGUUCAUUUUUCGUGAAAAGAUCCCUGCCAACAAAUGGGCUCACGACCCCAAGCUUGGCGUAAUCCCCAUGGAAAUCUAUAUAUUACGACACGUUCAUCAUCGCAACAUUAUAGAGUACAUCGAUUGCUUUCAGGACGGAAGGUUUUUCUAUUUGGUUAUGGAACUGCAUGGUACGGGAUGGUCCAAAAACAAAUUGUCACAAGUGGCCGAUGCCACGUCCAGACAAACUGCGCCACGGUCAAGUCUAAUGUCUCGGCGAUCAUCAUGUGACCUAUUUGAAUGUAUUGAGCAACAUCAAAAGUUCACCGAGGAUCAAGCUCGUAGGAUCGUCAAGCAGAUCGUGGAUUGCAUCAAGUACUUGUAUUCGAGAGGAAUAUGUCAUCGAGACCUAAAAGAUGAGAAUAUUGUCAUUGAUGAAAAUUUUGAGGUCAAAUUGAUAGAUUUCGGAUCAGCCGUCGUAUUUCCACGUCAGCGAAAUCACUUGUUCGAUCGGUUUUACGGAACAGUCUCAUUUGCCUCUCCAGAGAUCCUGAUGGGCAAUCCUUAUCGCGCCGAGCCAGCCGAAGUAUGGUCUUUGGGUAUUCUCCUCUAUACCAUUCUUUACGGCGAGGUGCCGUUCAAUGAUCCUAUGCAUGCUAUAUCGAGACCCUUCACCACUCCUAAACUACAAAGCUCCCAUGAGUGUAUGCAUUUGUUAGAGUGGAUGCUUGCCAAGCAUCCUGACCAUCGUGCUCGAAUUUCCCAAGUGGCGAAACAUCCUUGGCUUAGCCAAGAGUGAGCCCCCUGUAUACACUUACCCUUAUGUACAUAUCUAUGUUUGUUGUUGUUCUUUCCACCCUGGAAUGACUGACUGCUUACUGUAUACCGCUUUGAAUUUCUUUGGAAUUCAUCAUUUUUCUUCUACAUAGCCCUUUCUUUCAUAUCGUUACUCAGUCCUUGGUUGACUCGAAUGUACACAGUAAUUACGCCUUCUUUUGAAUAUACCUUGUUUUUCAACUAUUAGCCAUACUG